Molecule: messenger RNA, 10775 nt
Organism: Anopheles coustani
Lineage: Eukaryota; Metazoa; Arthropoda; Insecta; Diptera; Culicidae
Gene: trio
Product: triple functional domain protein
Exons: 14
Coding region: 188-7342 (2384 amino acids)
Biological process (GO): intracellular signal transduction; axon guidance
Cellular component (GO): cytoplasm
Molecular function (GO): protein binding; guanyl-nucleotide exchange factor activity
Source: RefSeq, a predicted model, not a curated record
ACCAGCGAUUCUUAUCACGACGCGAUGCAAUAAAUCAGUGUAAGCUUGGUUGUAAACAGCAACGCCGCUUGAUAACGCAAUCGGGUUUGUUCCGAGCGUCCCGUAUAUAUCAAUCCCAAUCAAUUAGUGACCCAAUACGAAGGAAGCGUAGAAUUCCGGAAGCGCGAAUCGUCAGCGGAAUCCCACGAUGGACGGACACCGGGCGUUGGACAUUUUGCCGCUGCUGAACGAGCGCGUGGCGCUGCUAUCCGGUGGUCGGGACAAUCGGGGCGGUCCCAUCAUCUGCUUCCCGGCCACGACCAAGCGCGAGCGGAUCAAGCCGGAAGACAUCAAGCGCAUCAUGAGCUACUUCAUCAACAUACCGAGCGAUGAAAGCAAGAGUCUCGGCUUCACCAUCAUCGUGGAUAUGCGGGGCAACGGCAACACGGCCGCCAGCGCCAAGAUGAUCCUGAAGGUGCUGCAGGAGAACUUCGGCACCGACGUCAUCCACCAGGCGGUCAUCAUCAAGCCGGACAACUUCUGGCACAAGCAGCGCUCGUCGAUCGCGAGCUCCAAGUACAAGUUCGAGACGACCACCAUCUCGAUCCAGUCGCUCGGCAAGCUGGUCGAGCCGUCGCAGCUGACGUCCGACUUCGAGGGCUUCCUGCACUACGACCACACGCUGUGGAUCGAUCUGCGCGUCGCGUUCGAGGACUUCCUGUGGCAGGCGAGCGACAUCCUCGACCGGAUCGACGACCUGCAGGAGGACCUCACGCACUCGGAGUGCCCGGAGGACGUGAACGGCGUCAAGCACAGCAUCGACGCGCACAACGAGAUGAAGCGCAAGAUCCUGAAGCUGCCGAUCGAGGACCUCGACCUGCAGGGCCAGAAGCUGCUCGGCAAGCUCACAACCUACUCGAACCGGAACGACGACGGCUGCCACUCGACUUCGUCCCCGGCAAAGUGCCACAAUCCGGACAUUGCGUCCGCGUUGAAUCAGGUGCUGCAGCAACUGGAAACGGUACGAAAUGCCCAACAACAACUGCUGAACCUAUGGCAGCACCGCAAGACGAAGCUCGAUCAAUGUUUCCAGCUGCGCCUGUUCGAGCAGGACUGCGAAAAGAUGUUCGACUGGAUCCUGCACAAUCGGGACGUGUUCCAGGAGACGUACGUCGAGAUCGGCCACAACUACGCGAUGGCUAAGAACCUGCAGGAGGAACACCAGCGCUUUGCCAUAACGUCCCGCAACGUGUGCGUUAACAUCAACCGAAUCCUAGCGGUGGCCGCGCGGCUCUACGAGGGGAACCAUUAUGCGGCCACACACAUUCGCACGCUGGCGGCGCGGUUGGAAAAGACGUGGAAAGAUUUUGUGACGACGCUGGACGAGCGGACGGCCGUGCUGACGCUGUCCGUCGUGUUUCACCAUAAGGCGGAGCAGUACACGGAGAGUGUUAGUAGCUGGGCGGCGGCCUGCGAGGCCACGAUUCCAACGCCGACGAAUGUGGAAAGCCUCGAGACGGCCAUCGGGACGCACCAGUCGCUGUACGAGGCCAUGUGCCAGGCAUACACGGAGGUACACUCGACGAGCAAGAAGCUGUUGUACCAGCUCGACCAUUUGGUGCAGGUUUGCAACAAGCCACCGAUAGUGAACACGAGGAAGAAUGAUAAUUCCCUGUUCAACGGUGGAAACCCGGCGGCCGAUUACAGUGAAGGUGCCUCGCACGUCCUUGCGGUGAUACAUCAGAUUCUCGGCCAUCACCGUGCGCUCGAGAGCAAGUGGCAUGCGGGCAAACUGAGGCUGCAUCAGAAGCUAGCCCUGCGCCUCUUCCAGGAGGAUGUGAAGCAGGUGCUCGACUGGCUGCAGAACCAUGGCGACGUGUUCCUGCGAAAGAACAAGGGUAUCGGGAAGAGCCUCCAAAAGGCCCGCAUCUACCAGACGAGUCACGAGCACUUUGAAAACGUUGCUCAAAACACGUACCGCAACGCGGAAAAGUUACUGUCGGCGGCGGAAGAGUUGGCCCGCUCGGGCGAAGUGUCCCCGCAGGAGAUCUUUUCCGUCGUGCACGAGCUGGAGACGAACGUGGCAUCGUUUGCGGAACGAGUGGAGAAGCGUCGAAGACGGUUGGAUCUGGCCGUGGUGUUCUAUUCGAACGAAAAAGAUAUAGCCGCCUGGCAGGAGCAGCUCCAUGCGGAGGUAACGAACGAAGAGUCGCUGGAGUUGGCCAACGAGCAUCUCGAAGGUACGGAGCGAAUGCUGGAACAGUGUAAGGAGCAGGAAGAGAGCACGCUGAAGACGUGCAUGCAAGCGAUCGCACAGGGCGAGGCGUUGCUGCAAGAGUUGCGGGCGAUCGAGGAGGAAGACAGUUCCGGAUCGUUAACGGCCGUACAGAAUGCUCUCGAUCGGAUCCAAAAGAACCGGUUGGAUUUGGAGGGCUUGUGGCAGACGCGUCGGAUGAAGAUCGACAUGUACCUUCGGUUGCGCAUUUUCGAGCGGGACGCGCUGGAAGUGUCCUCCCAGCUGGAGAUGUGGGCCGAAGAGCUGCAGCACACGGAAGUAUCGCGCGAUUUCCAAAAGACGGAACAGUUUCUACGGCUGCACAACGAGUCGGUGAACCAGAUGCAGACCACCACGUAUCAGGUGAUCAACCAGGGCCAAGAGCUGAUGCAGCUGUUCGAGUCGUCCGGGCUGCUGAUCAUGGCGGACGCCAACCAUACGGCCCAGACGAGGGUGCAAUAUUUGCUAGAAUUUUUACACGACCGCGAACUCGACCUGGAGGACUUGGCGGAGACGAAGCGCAUCAAGCUGGAGCAAUCGAUGCAGCUGUGCCACUUUCAGAACGACGCCAACCAGGUGAUCUCGUGGAUCCGCAACGGUGAGGCGAUGCUGAUGGCGAACUUCUCCAUCCCGAACAGCUUCGCCGAGGCGGAGCAGCUGCGCAAGGAUCACGAACAGUUUCAGGUGGCGAUCGAGCGUACGCACACCUCGGCCGUGCAGGUGAAGUAUCGAGCGGAUGCGCUCAUCAACGCGCACCACUACGAUCCGCAGAGCAUCAAGGACAUUGCGGACGAGGUGACGAAGAAGUGGCAAAAGUUGUUGACGUGCGCCGAAGAGCGCCACAAGCUCGUGACGGCGUCGCAGAACUUUUUCAAAACGGCCGAGCAGGUGUGCAGCGUACUGGACAGUCUCGAGAAAGAGUACCGCCGGGAGGAAGACUGGUGCGGUGGCGGUGGCUCUACCGAUAAGGGUCAACAGAUCGUGCAGCUUAUCACAAAGCAUCAGGAGCAGAAGGAGGCGUUCCUGAAAGCGUGCACGUUGGCACGCCGGACCGCGGAGACUUUUCUCAAGUAUGCGGCCCGUUCGCUGCAGUUCUACCACGUGAAAUCGACCGCGGUGAACAGCGAGUCGCGGGUGAAGGCCAUCCUGGACAAACUACUCACACAGGAAACGCAAGUGCUCGAGUAUUGGACGCAGCGCAAGAAACGGCUCGAUCAGUGCCAGCAAUUUGUGCUGUUCGAGCGCUCGGCCAAGCAGGCCAUCGAGUGGAUCCAUGACACGGGUGAGGCGUACCUAUCGUCGCGCAAAAACAAACUUUGCUCGACGCGGGAAGACUCGGAGCUGCUGUUGCGCGAGCACAACGAGUUCAAAAGCACGGCCAAGGAGACACGCGAACGGGUGAAGCUGCUGAUCCAGCUGGCGGACACGCUGGUCGAGAAGGGGCACGCGCACGCCAGCUCCAUUAAGCAGUGGGUCGCAACGGUCGAUUCGCGCUACAAGGACUUCAGCCUGCGGAUGGAACUGUACCGAUCGAACCUGGAGAAAACGCUUGGCCUACCUGGUAUCAUACAGCAACCGGAUGACAAUAACCUUAGCAGUAGUAAUAACACUAAUAGUAGUAGCAGUCAUAGUCUUAACAACAGCAAAUCCAUUUCCUCAACUUCGGUCAACUCGAGCUCCGGCAUUUCGUCCGCGGGUUCCAACUCGAGUCUGGUCACCGUUUCCUAUCAUCCCGCACCGGGUGGCGACCGGAUGGCGGGAGCGGAUGCUAGCAGCAUCACCAGCGGCACUCCGCACUGUUCCUCCACCUCGUCGUCGGGCCCACCGUCGACGGGAUCCUCCGCUUCAUCGGUGCUCGAGUACCGCCAUUCGGAUCCAUCGCUCGAAACCAAACUAAAUGCGGCCGCAGCCGGCCCCGGGGCGGUCGGCGCCGUCCAAAAGGAAAUCAACGAGGAGAAGCGAAAGUCGGCACGCAAGAAGGAGUUCAUCAUGGCCGAGCUGCUGCAAACGGAGCGUACGUACGUGAAGGAUCUCGAAACGUGCAUUGGUGUGUUCUUGCGCGAGCUGAAAAGCGGCCAGAACGUCCCGACGAACCUGCUCGGCAAGGAGCACAUCCUGUUCGCGAACAUCGAGGACAUAUUCCAGUUUCACGAGAAGAUAUUCUUGCGCGAGCUGGAAAAAUACGAAACCAUGCCGGAGGACGUCGGGCACUGCUUCGUAACGUGGGCGACCAAAUUCGACAUGUACGUGCACUACUGCCAGAACAAACCGCAAUCGAUGGACUACAUGGUGCAGCACGGCGGUACGUACUUUGAGGAGGUGCAGCGGAAGCAUAAGCUCGAACACUCGCUGCCGGCGUACCUGAUCAAGCCGGUGCAGCGCAUCACCAAGUAUCAGCUGCUGCUGAAGGAUCUCCAAUCGUGCUGCGACGAAGGGCAGGGCGAGAUAAAGGACGGGCUGGAGGUGAUGCUGAACGUACCGAAGAAGGCGAACGAUGUGAUGCAUCUGUCGCUGCUCGAGCAGUGUGACAUCGCGAUCGAGAACCUGGGCGAUGUGGUGCUGCAGGACUCGUUCCUGGUGUGGGACAACAAGCAGAUACUGAUCAAGAAGGGCCGCGAGCGGCACGUGUUUCUGUUCGAGCUGUACAUCCUCUUCUCGAAGGAGGUUAAAGACACCAACGGUACCGUGAAGUACAUUUACAAAAAUAAGCUCCUAACGUCCGAUUUGGGUGUGACGGAACACAUCGAAGGGGACGAAUGUAAGUUUGCCAUCUGGACCGGCCGGGCGCCGAUCCUCUCCGACUACCGGAUAGUGCUGAAAGCGAACAGCCUCGAGACGAAGCAGACGUGGGUGAAGCGAAUGCGCGAGGUCAUGCAGGAGACGUACUUCACCAGCUCGUCGUUCUCGCUGCUGAAAUCGCCGGCCAAGGUGAGCGGCAAGAAUCUUGGCCAGCGGCUCUCCAAGGACAUUGACGACACGCUGAACGACAACGAUCAGGACGGCAGCUCGCUGGCAAGCUUUGGCUCAGGAAAUACGACCGACAGUGAGAAGGGCGGUCUGUCGGAGAUGACAUGGGUCAUCGCGGACCAUACGGCGGCCCCGGGCUCGUCGGAGCUGAGCGUCAGCAAGGGCCAGCAGGUGGAGGUGGUGGACAUGAACUGCUCCGGUGCGCCCGACUUCUGCCUCGUCCGGCUGGCGGUCAACGCGUCGGACGCGCAGGAAGGGUUGGUACCCGUCGCCGUCCUGAAACCGCUACCGUCCUCCCACAGCAAAUUGAACAACAAACAGCGCGACACGGACACCCUGGGAGAAGUACCGCAGGAAAAUGAUUGCAUACUACCGAACCAGCACACAUCGCCCGUCAACAAACGGAAAGGCUUCAGCGGGAAAAAAUGGCUUCCGACGCAGUUCCGGAAACUGUCGCACGGCAAAUCGGAUAAGCUACCCCCGGUGGAGAAAUCACUCGUCAACAAGAAGGGCUCCGAUAAGAAGGUUAAGUCCAAUCAGCAGGAAAAAUCUUCGAGCGAGCUGGAACAAUCGAAUGCCACUGCAGCGGCCGCUGCCGCCGCCGCCGCUGCUGCUGCCGCCGUACAGCAAGAAGCGGAGGACGAGGAGGCGACCGCAAUCGAACUUCCGCCACCGAUGAAACCGAUACAGGACACGGCCACCGCGCUCACCGCCGCUGCUACCGUCGUACCGUCGUCCUCCGAGGAUGCCACCGGUGCGGCAAAUAAGAUCACGAAAGCGCUCUCGCUGAAGUCACUCGAGGAACCAGCCGGCGCACAGCCGACGGCGGAUCUGGCCGAGAUCGAGCAGUUUGUCAAGCAAAAGGUGGAAAGCCUUAAGUAUCUCGAUAAUGAUGGAAGCAAUGGAAGUGGUGCCAUGACGGCCGCGGGCCUGAGUGUGGGUGAUGGAACCAGCAGCAACAUCUCGGUUGGCACGUCGGCCAUGAACGGUAGAGCUGGUGGGCAUACGAUCGCCAAACCUGCCAUUUCGCCGCAGUUCUCCGAGACGGAAGCUACGGACGAGAAUCAACCCGAGGAGCAGGGCAUCGAGGAUAUUCUGCGAAAGCGAACGUACGCACUGCGUGAACUGAUCACGACGGAAGAAGCGUAUGUGAACGAUCUCUCGCAAAUAGUGAACGGGUACAUUGCGGAAAUUCGCAACCCCGCCAGUACGGUACCGAUCCCGGAGGAUCUCAAGGGGGGCAAGGAACGGAUGGUAUUCGGUAACGUUGAAGCAAUAUACGAGUGGCACCGAGAUUACUUCCUCAAGUCGCUACAAAAGUGUCAACACGACCCAUUAGAGCUCGGAGAGCUGAUAAAACGAAGCGAACGGAAGCUCCACUUGUACGUCGUCUACUGUCAGAACAAGCCGGUCUCGGAGCACAUCGUGCAGGAGCAUAUGAGUUACUUCGAUGAAUUACGCUUAAAAUUAAAGUAUAAACUAUGUUUAGGAGAUAUGCUCAUCAAACCAGUCCAAAGAAUAAUGAAGUACGAGUUGCUGUUGAAAGAUAUCCUGAAGCAUACUCAGCGGGCCGGUCUCACCAAGGAACUACCAGUAUUGAAGGAAGCGAUGCAUAUAAUGCAAGUAGUUCCUAAGGCUGCCAACGACAUGAUGGACGUCGGUCGGUUACAGAAGUUUGAGGGUAAAAUAACAGCACAAGGCAAGCUACUGCUGCACGGUCCACUGUACUGUGUGGAAGGUGCCUCUAGUAGUGAUAAAAACUCGUACAACUCACAAAAACCUAAGGAGCUGCACGUGUUUCUCUUCGAGCAGAACAUCAUCUUUGCGGAGAUAGUAGGAAAGAAAACGCAGUUCACCAGUCCAAACUACAUCUACAAGGCACAUAUUCAGGUGAACAAAAUGACGCUGCAGGAUCUAUCCGAUCAGGCCAGCCACCGGUUCUCACUUUGCUCAAUCGAUCCGCAACGUUCCAGUCUGAGCUUCGUUUGCACCGCUCCGACCGUCGAGCUGCACAACGAUUGGCUCAACACGAUACACGAAAUACUGAAGACGCAGAACGACUUCCUCAAGGCCCUCGUCAGUCCGAUCGCCUAUCAAAAGGAGCUAACGAAGGAUUCGUAAUGUGUGUGUGUGUGGUGUGUACACAAUCGGGAGUUUGUUUGUUUCUCUUUCCCCAACCAUUGAACUAUCGGUUGAACUAGUAUUAUUUAUUUUACUGGAAAUCCACCCGGUUGGUUUUCAACCAUUCAUCCACUUCACAAAGACAACGGUGUCAAACAUUACACCUCAACGGAAAAGGUGGCGCAGCUAUUCACAAAAGCUAUUCAAAGGAUGCAGCAGAUAACAUAGUCAAACCAGUUAGUCAAGCAGAUGAUGAUGGAGGAGGGUUGAGGGGCUCAAUCCGACAAAUUGAAACUUUCCUUAGUAGUGUUGAAUAUGACUUCACGAUCCUUUCGCCGUAGUUGUUUCCAAUAGCCGAAAGUGGUUGCGUACUUUCUCCAACAGAGCACGACGGGCGGUUCACAAACUAUUGGAAGGAUAAACAAAAUAAAGUCCAUGACGAUGAACAGCGGUCGGAAAACCCUAUGGCAAAUCACGAUACAGACGAAUGUGAUCAGAUCAGCCGGGAGGGGCAACUCAGCAUCCAGGCGUAAGGAGGAUGAAUAAUAAUGCAGCACACAUAGUUGUAAGACGUGCACGUUCAUCUUUCACGCUUGCUAACACAAAAAACACACACACAGCAUCGGUCGCAGAGAGGACAGCUAAUAUGCUAUGUUAACGAACAACAAGAUAUAAGUAAACCAUACCAAACUUACUCUUUAGAAUCUACUUGAGCAAAGAUUCGAUAAAACGUAGAUAAUAUUGGGUAGGGACGCACAACAACACAAAAGUGACUGGCGGGAAGCAGUGAUCGUCCUUCGACAAACUAACACUACUUAAAACGAUCAAAGAAACGUAACUCAUGAAUCAACCAGGACAGGACGUUUUUUGAAAGAGAGGGCGAAAGAUGGUGGUGAACAGCAAACAGUAAUAUUAGAAUAGAUUGCGAAUAACAAGCAAGCGAAACAAACAAACAAAACAAAACAAAACAAAGUAUAUAUUUUAUUAAUAUGAUUAUUAACAAGACGGAUAUCAAGUGAAAACAGCUAUAACAUAAGAAGUAGUGAGACGCCAGUCGGUGUAGUAGAUACAAAAAAACACCCCGCCACGUCACAUUGGCCCAUCGACCAUCUCAAAGGCCGGCUAGGGUUGCAGUGAAACGGAAACACGGAUGAAUAAUGGAAAAAUUAAAAACUUAGACAAAUUGCGUAACAAAAGCCAAGAGUCACACGAGAACUGAGAGACACAAACAAACACAAGUAAACAAGAUGUGCAGACCGCAAAAUAUUUUUGAUAUUUUGAAGUUUUUUCUCCACCUCCACCCCCCCUUAGUAAUUGCACAGCAGUAGUAGGAGCGCAGGACAUGUGCACGUAUACAUUCGCACGAGUAGCUCAAAUUUGAUGCCGACACAACAGGGGCAGGGACAGGGAAGGGGGCAGCAUUAUUGGCUUGGUGCACCUCAGGUUUCGUACGCAAAGAAAAGAAAUUCACGUAUUAUUGUGAAAACAACCCUGAUCGAUCGUGCGAUUUAUCUUGCACCAUAAUCGGGUGGUAGAGUUCGAAUAGUUUUGCUAGCAUUCUUGAAAAGACACUCCUUUAGAAAGGGAGUGGGCAUUUGCUUUUGUAUACAAAUAGUUUUUUUUUCGUGUCUGACGUAUUGGCAAAUCAAGAUCGAAGUGACGAACUUUUGUCGAAUUCGAUAUUUUCUUCUACUAGACGAAACGAGUACAAGCUUUCGUUCCUUCGCUUCCCGUGUGUCCCCUUUCCUAAGUGCAGCUAGUUAGAGCAAUUGAAUCGUUCUUAUCGACAAAGCCUAACCAAGAUAACCUGGAAUCAGGAAUAAGCAAACACCACAAGCAGGAAAUCCGCUGAUAGCCCACACACAACCGGUCGAUUACAGCAGGACGGGAAAGAAACAAAUAUUUUGCGAUUCGGUUCCUCUUAACUUUAUGACUGUAGGUUAUGUAUAGAAAAAAAACUCGAGCUUUAUUUUCAAUGCUUUUAACCGUGUUAACGUAAGGGAAACGACUAGCAUCACUAUGCUCUAUGUUUUAAAAUGAAUACGGCUUCUUUUUUAUCUAGGUUUACCGUUGUAAAAACAUAAUAAUAUUUCCAUUAUCAUUAUGGAUAAAUGGUCGUUAGUUUAGCUUCUAUUUUGCACACAUCUUAAUGUAAUGCUCCCGUUCGGUAGGCACAGCAGAGAGUCCAGUAUCUUCUUCUAAGAAAACAUUCAAAAUCCACGCACAUGUAGUGCAGGAAAUACUUAAACCAACAUACAAAAAUGUAUCCCACCAUUGGAUGUUGUUUGCAAUCAACCAUUUUUAACACGCCGGUCUUUGUGCGAGUGCUUAAGCUUUUAAACGGCCAUUUAUCCGGCCAUCUGAUCGAAUUGGUGCGUACGUUUCGUACGCACGCUACUAUACUUGAUCUUUGACUCCAGAGAUUGAACGUAUUCAUAUGUUCGGCGGGAUAUCUCCCUUUUUCCCCUCAAUUGCUAUUCAUGACGAGAAACCGAACGCGAAGCGUGACUUGUGCAUUCGUUCCAGCUUUACGGAUUUAAUGUGGUUAUGUUAUUGAAAUUCUAAAUGGCCCGCAACACACUAAGGACAGAAUGUGUCAUAGUUCUGGGGUACGCAAAUACUACCGUGCUAGUAUGGCCGGACACACAAAACGUUCGAUACGAUUCGAAAUCAAAACUAAAUAUAUGAAAGGAAAACGAAAGCGCCCGUGUGUGUGUGCGCGGUAGGCAACUUUAGCAGCGAGCAAGAAUUAAGAAUGGAUAAGCAAACAUUUGUGUGAUAAUACAUAAUAGUAAUAUGUUAUAAUGUUUAAUUUAUAACCGUACCCUAAAUUUAAUGGCGUAAGAAAAGUUCCAACACUUGCUGCUGCUGGCAUUGUUGUUUUUUUUUUUCGUUUGUUUCCUUCUGUUCUAUCGAUUGACCAGAGCUCGAUCUCUCCUUAGCAGAGAUGAUCCCCCUGGAGUCAAAUGAAAAUGGAUAGAAGUAUGUCAUGUAAAAAUAACACGCGCUCAAAGGACACGUGCGCUAGAAAAGAGUGCGACCACACACUGUCGGUGAUCGAUGGCAGCAUUAUUGAAUAGGAUAACUAUACUGCAUCACAAUAAAGAGAGGAACGGGAAGAAGGAGGAAAAUCGAUCAAAAAGUGAGAAUAAAUGCACUUGUAAUCGUUGUAUAUUGCGUUCAAAUCAAAAUAACAGCAGCAAAAGUUGAAGAAAAGAAAAACAAUACACAACAAAUCGACUAGAAGUAAUUACUGAUCCUCACAGCUCACAGGAAAAAAUGAGAUUGAAAAAUCCAGAGGAGAUAGCAAAACAAAAAAUGUGACAUGGAUGAACAGAGUGGGAGAACGAUGAUAUAAUGAUACGGGAAAAUAAUAUGAAUAAAAGCUGAAACUACCCGCAAAGCAUGGAAGAUACAUAAGCUGUGCGAUAAA